AUGCGGAUUACAUCGGCAAUUGCUUCGUUGCUACUGGUUGGCACGGCCACCAGUCUCCAAAAUCCUCAUCGUCGGGCUGUUCCGCCUCCUCUCACACAUCGCAACGUAGCGUCUCGCGCCGUGCCCGUUGAGCGCCGAUCCAACGACUUUGAGUAUCUGACAAACAAGACUGCAAGAUUCCUCGUCAAUGGCACAAGCAUCCCGGAAGUCGAUUUCGACGUCGGCGAAUCCUACGCCGGUCUUCUCCCCAAUACGCCGACUGGAAAUUCCAGCCUUUUCUUCUGGUUCUUCCCCUCGCAGAAUCCAGAGGCCAGCGAUGAGAUCACUAUCUGGCUCAAUGGCGGCCCGGCUAAUGGCCCAUUCCUCUGGCAGCCCGGCACUUACAAGCCCGUCCCCAAUCCAUACUCAUGGACCAACCUCACCAACGUGGUCUACAUUGACCAACCCGCCGGCACAGGCUUCUCCCCUGGCCCCUCGACAGUCAACAACGAGGAAGACGUGGCUGCCCAGUUCAACAGCUGGUUCAAGCACUUCGUCGACACCUUCGACCUGCACGGCCGCAAGGUCUACAUCACCGGCGAAAGCUACGCGGGGAUGUACGUCCCUUACAUUGCCGACGCCAUGCUGAACGAGGAGGAUACAACCUACUUCAACUUGAAGGGUAUCCAAAUCAACGACCCGUCCAUCAACAGCGACUCGGUGAUGAUGUACUCCCCGGCCGUCCGCCAUCUCAACCACUACAACAACAUCUUCCGACUAAACUCCACCUUCCUCUCCUACAUCAACGCCAAAGCCGACAAGUGCGGCUACAACGCCUUCCUCGACAAGGCCAUCACCUACCCUCCUCCCACCCCCUUCCCCACGGCCCCCGAAAUCACCGAAGACUGCCAAGUCUGGGACGAAGUCGUCAUGGCCGCUUACGACGUCAACCCCUGCUUCAACUACUACCACCUGAUCGACUUCUGCCCCUACCUCUGGGACGUGCUCGGCUUCCCCUCCCUCGGCUUUGGCCCAGACAACUACUUCAACCGCUCCGACGUGCAAAAGAUCCUGCACGUCCCUCCGACCGACUACUCCGUGUGCUCGGAGACCGUCAUCUUCGCAAACGGCGACGGCAGCGACCCCAGCUCCUGGGGUCCCCUACCCAGCGUCAUCGAGCGCACUAACAACACCAUCAUCGGCCACGGCUGGCUCGAUUACCUCCUCUUCAUGAAUGGCUCUCUCGCCACCAUCCAGAACAUGACCUGGAACGGUAAGCAAGGGUUCCAGCGUCCCCCCGUGGAACCGCUCUUCGUUCCUUACCACUACGGUCUGGCUGAGCUGUACUGGGGCGAUGAGCCCGACCCGUAUAACCUUGAUGCCGGUGCCGGGUACCUGGGUACGGCGCAUACCGAGCGUGGGUUGACUUUCAGCUCGGUGUAUUUGUCCGGUCAUGAAAUCCCACAGUAUGUUCCUGGUGCGGCUUACCGCCAGUUGGAGUUCUUGCUUGGUAGAAUUGAUAGUCUUUCUGCAAAGGGGAACUAUACCUCUUAA
Messenger RNA from Aspergillus eucalypticola CBS 122712, 1533 nucleotides. It is a transcript of the gene cpdS, whose product is annotated as putative serine carboxypeptidase (CpdS). Lineage: Eukaryota; Fungi; Ascomycota; Eurotiomycetes; Eurotiales; Aspergillaceae. Gene Ontology annotation, biological process: proteolysis. The transcript is spliced from 6 exons. Bases 1 to 1533 code for a protein of 510 amino acids. The record is from RefSeq and is a predicted model, not a curated record. Gene Ontology annotation, molecular function: serine-type carboxypeptidase activity.